This is a messenger RNA of Carassius auratus (goldfish), 1583 nucleotides long. RefSeq names its product C-type lectin domain family 6 member A-like. The coding region runs from base 371 to 1216 and encodes 281 amino acids. NCBI's taxonomy places the organism in Eukaryota, Metazoa, Chordata, Actinopteri, Cypriniformes, Cyprinidae. The transcript is spliced from 5 exons. The record is from RefSeq and is a predicted model, not a curated record.
AAUUUAUAUUUCAGGAUCAUUCAUGAGUACUCAAGAACUUGCUAAAUUCCAAGAGUGGUGCUGAUGUUAAAUGUGUAGAAAUCAAUUUUAUAUUUGAUAUUAAAGGCUGUUGCAGAGUUACACAUUAAAUGUCACUAAUUUAAGUUCACCAAUCCCAUCUCAGAAGAUUGUGACAUUUGUGUUAACUUCCUGCAUAUUGCAAGUUCCUUUUUGCAUAAAUACAUGAACCAUUACCCCAAAUACACAGAUGCAUCAGGAGUACAACGAAAUAGCACUUAGGAAACAGUAUUAGUCAGAUAGAUAGAACUUAUAGUUUUGUUUAAUACUUCUCAUUUACGCUUCAAAAUAACCACCAAAACCUGCAUGGAAAAUGUCUGGGCAUUAUAAUGAAGGUUUGGACACAGGUUCGAUAAUGGACUCAGAAGGCAGAAUAGAGAAGGAGGUUGAUAUCUAUGUGAGUGCUGAGGCUGUAAGAGAUAUGAAACAUAAGAAAGACAAAGAGGAUUUUGACAACCAAACACCGACAACCCAAACACCUCAACUCACAGGAAGUGAUUCAGUGAGGAAGAGAAGCUCCAGAGCAGCUGUAGUGUGUUUGGUGCUGCUGUGUGUUCUUCUGCUGACUGCAGUCAUAGUGCUGUGUGUCACACUCACUCAAGAGAGACAACAGCUCAUAUCUAAGAAUGAAAACCUGAUCAAUGAGAGAGAGCAGCUAAUACUCAAGAACACAAACCUGACCGAUGAGAGAGAGCAGCUAAUACUCAAGAUCACAAACCUGACCAGUGAACUUUGGACCUGUGUUAAUUGGACUUGCUAUCAAUCCAGUUUUUACUACAUGUCCAAAGAGAAUAAGACCUGGACUGAGAGCAGAAGAUACUGUACAGAGAGAGGAGCAGAUCUGAUCAUCAUAAACAACAGACAGGAACAAGAUUUCAUUCACAACAUGUCUGGUAAUGGUAUAUUUUAUAUUGGCCUGACUGACAGAGAAGUGGAGGGCACAUGGAAAUGGGUUGAUAACACCACACAUGUUCUCACCUCUGGCUUCUGGGCGCAAGGAGAGCCAAAUGGAAACCAACAAUAUGAUGAGGACUGUGUUGUGACUGUAGCUGUGCCUCCACCAGAGUGGAGUAAUAGAGUAGGGUGGCUUGAUGUUGCAUGUAAUAAACCAUAUCAAUGGAUCUGUGAGAAGAGGAUUUCAAAGUUCAUUCUGCCAUAGGAACAUCACACACCUUUCUGACACAAGUUCAACAAUCAAAACUUUUUAAAUAAUUGAUUAUCAUUUAAAAGUGUUUCUCAACCUUGUUUCUGGAAGGUUGAGAAACAACUGCACAUUUUAAAUGUCUCCUUUUUUUCAGACUCCCAAUUUCAUGUCCUAAAUACAUAAUAUGCAAAAUGGGACUCCAGAAGUGUGUUUCAUUCAACCAGAAAUGACUUGUUAGGGAAUGUCGCAGAGUUUUUCAAUUUAUACCUGAGAUUUCAGUCUUCAUUUAUUAUUUGUACAUUUUUCAGUCAUACAUCACCAGUCACUGUGAAACACUCCAGUACUUAAACAAGUUUUAAUAAAACAAAGGUGUUAAAAAUGA